UACACCCUGUACCUUCUUCCUAAAUACCGACAAGAUGCGAGUGGAAUUCUAACUGGAGUAAAAGAAGGCCUCACAUCACACUACGAUCUAAUCAAGAGUAUGGGCCCGACACAAGACAUAUGGGGCUACAAGGAUACAAACAUAGCUCGAAAGGAAACCGAAGACAUGCUAAACAACAACCCCCUGGAACAUAUUUACAGCAAUAAGGAUCCGGCUACAUAUGUGCACUACAAUGAAACCAGAACAACUCCUUUCUUACUCCUAACUUCAAACAGCAUCAGCGAACAUAAACGCCGCAAAAUAAUUGAAGACCCUGGUUCUGGUCACAAACCCGUCAUUGCUAGGAAUGAAUUUCACACAAGUCCCCUCAAUUCCAGCCAACAACCUGACAAACUUUGCAAUGAUAUAACGAAUAUUAUGAUGAGAUGGGUAAAGAAAACUAUUUCCCGAGGCAAGACUGAAAACUAUCGAGUGUUUUGGUCUAGACACCUUGGGGAACUGAAAAGAAACCUGGACGCCCUUCGCAGCACAGCUGUUUCCACUUUAAUAACAGAAACGCACAACCCUGUAGACGACAAUCAGGUGUCCUAA
Molecule: messenger RNA, 591 nt
Organism: Rodentolepis nana
Lineage: Eukaryota; Metazoa; Platyhelminthes; Cestoda; Cyclophyllidea; Hymenolepididae
Source: the annotation of a GenBank genome assembly